CCCUUACACACCCCCUGCUCUGGGGCUCUGUUCUCAGGCCGGCCCAUGGAGCUCCCCCUGGCCCAGAUAUGCCCCCAAGGAAGCGGCCGAGCCCCUGCCCCUACCUUCAGCACCUUCCAGCCCGUGGAACUGCCCUGCAGGACCUGCCAGGACGUGGGCCUGCUUCAGGGGCCCAGACUCCAGGCCCUGAAGGCUGAGGAGGCCCAGCCCAGCCCCAGAGUCGAAGCUGUCCAUGCUGCGGCAGGUGGGAACUCGGCUGGCGCAGCGUCCUCCUUGGCUCCCAUCCCCCCACCGGCAUCUCCUCAACUCCCAGGGGCUGCUUCCGGCCCAGAGGAUGCUGGGAAGGCCGAGGAGGGGCUUGAGGAAGGAGGCCAGUCCCUGCAGGCCGAGACCCGGGCUUGGUUCCAGAAGACCCAGGCCCACUGGCUUCUGCAGCAUGGGGCAGCCCCUGCCUGGUUCCACGGCUUCAUCACCCGGAGGGAGGCCGAGAGGCUGCUGGAGCCCAAGCCUGAGGGAUGCUACUUGGUGCGGUUCAGCGAGAGCGCUGUGACCUUCGUGCUGACCUACAGGAGCCGGACUCGCUGCCGCCACUUCCUGCUGGCCCAGCUCCGGGACGGGCGCCACGUGGUGCUGGGCGAGCACAGCGCCCACGCGCGGCUGCAGGACCUGCUGCGACACUACACGGCGUGCCCGCUCGGCCCCUACGGGGAGACGCUCACCGAGCCCCUCGUCCGCCAGCAGACGCCUGAGCCUGCAGGACUUUCCCUGAGCACUGAAAUGUCAGACUCUGGAAACAAGGACCCACACCCUCACUAUAGCCGGACCAUCAAGAAGUCGCAGAACGUGACCCCCACGCCGAAGGCGGGGCCCGGGGAACAGAAGGAGCCGCCCAGGCCCAAGCCUCCCGUGCCCGCCAAGCCUCAGCUGCCCCCCGAAGUCUACGCGAGCCCGGCCCCGAGGCCGCGCCCGGCCCCGCCCCCCAAGCCCUCCAAUCCCAUCUACCAGGAGCCUGACGAACCCAUCGCCUUCUAUGCCAUGGGGCGGGGCAGCCCCGGGGAAGCCCCCAGCAACGUCUACGCCGAGGUGGAGGUGCCGCCGGGCGCUGGGGGCCAGCCCUGCGGCCUCGGGCACCUGGCCCUGCGCAGGUGCAGGUCCAGGCCCGUCGCGGGAGGCCAGAAUUCAGGUGGCCGGCAACCGCACUCUGAGAACUCUGUGCCUGGACAAGGCCCUCCCAUGCCCCACCAGCCCCUGCCCAGCUGGGGGCACACCCUCCCCCACAAGCUUUCUAGACAGAGGACAGAGGACAAAGGACAGGCGUGGCUUCCCCUGGGGCCUCCUCAGGAACCCGGUCUGGCCCCUCUCCCCGAAAGAAGCCUGGAGUUCGAGGAGCAAAGGUGGACUCGGCUCCCUUUUAGGGACACACGCACUGGUUCCGUUCCGGGAGUCCCCGAGAAUCCGGGGGCUCAGUGAUCCAAGGGCCUCUGAGGAAGUGUGCUAGGACAGCCCUGCUGCCUCCUACUGCCCUGGCUUCUCCUCCCAGAGUCUGAUUUCCUUGGCCCUCUUGAGCCUUUGGGUCUGGGCCAUGGUCCAAUGCUGCUGUUGUCUGAGGAAGGGUUUGGCGAGAACAGAUGUUAGAACUUGUUUGUUGAUUCUUGUCUGGCUAAUAAAUCAUCGCCAACCACCUCUCCCCACAGGGA
Messenger RNA from Leptonychotes weddellii (Weddell seal), 1697 nucleotides. It is a transcript of the gene SH2D2A, whose product is annotated as SH2 domain containing 2A. NCBI's taxonomy places the organism in Eukaryota, Metazoa, Chordata, Mammalia, Carnivora, Phocidae. Gene Ontology annotation, cellular component: cytoplasm. The record is from RefSeq and is a predicted model, not a curated record.